Scomber scombrus (Atlantic mackerel) is the source of this 1608-nucleotide messenger RNA. It is a transcript of the gene tmem98, whose product is annotated as transmembrane protein 98. Lineage: Eukaryota; Metazoa; Chordata; Actinopteri; Scombriformes; Scombridae. The coding region runs from base 225 to 899 and encodes 224 amino acids. The transcript has 7 exons. The record is from RefSeq and is a predicted model, not a curated record. Gene Ontology annotation, cellular component: endoplasmic reticulum.
CGGCGCGUUCACGUACCAGGUUUGGGGAUGUCGGUGCCGUCUCCGCGCUCCUGGUGGCGGAGGUUAAAGUAUUUUGUCUUCUAAAAGGAAUCCAACUAAAAGCACAAAAUGUUUGGAUGAGCACCCAUCCGUAAUCGUGCUCGGACAAUCAUCCUACCCUGAUUGGACUCUAUUUUCCUCUCGACGAGUUGCUGCCUGCAGCCGCUGAGGGAGCCGGAGUCGCCAUGGAGACAGUGGUGAUCGUGGCCAUUGGGGUGUUGGCCACCAUUUUCCUGGCCUCCUUCAUUGCCCUGGUGGUGGUGUGCAGACACCGCUACUGCCACCCGCACGACCUGCUUCACCACUUUGACUCAAAGCCUACGGUUGAUCUGAUUGGAGCCAUGGAGACUCAGAGCGAGCAGUCGGAGCUGGAGCUGGACGAUGUGGUUAUCACCAACCCUCACAUCGAGGCCAUCUUGGAGAACGAGGACUGGAUAGAAGAUGCCUCUGGUUUGGUCUCUCACUGCAUCUCCAUCUUAAAGAUCUGCCACACUUUGACCGAAAAGUUGGUUGCCAUGACAAUGGGUUCGGGGGCAAAGGUCAAAGCACCAGCCAGCCUGAGCGACAUUAUCACCGUAGCCAAACGCAUCAGCCCGAGGGUGGACGACGUGGUCAGAUCCAUGUACCCCCCUCUGGAUCCAAUUCUCCUCGAUGCCAGGGCCACUGCUCUCCUCCUUUCAGUCAGCCACCUGGUGCUGGUCACCCGCAACGCCUGUCACAUGUCCGGCAGUAUGGACUGGAUCGACCAGUCGCUCCACGCGGCCGAAGAUCAUAUGGUGGUUUUGCGUGAGGCGGCAUUGGCCUCCGAACCGGACCGGAUCAUGCCUGGAGCUGACGUACAGAGAGAGCAGGCCAUUUAGAGCAAACUCAGACUCGGACUCAAACAAACUGCAGCAGCAGGGUGUGAAAAUGGGUCUGUUUUAUGCUUGAGCUGCUUCUUUUCAAAGUUCUGUAUUCAAUUGAUACUUAGGCACAGGUUCUGCUUGUCCAACUCAUCAUCCAGUCACUUCUGAGCAGUAAAUGGAUAGGGACUGUAUUUCUCAUUUUCACAUUUCACGUCAAGAAAAGGCCUUGUAAUUUAAUCUUGUCUGAUUACAUAAUCUGUGCAUUCAAUAGCUGGGUAGUAAUAACUCUGAAGUAGAUGUCACACAUCAGACACAGGUGGUUUUAACAGCACAGGCUUUUUAGGGUUGCUCUGUUUAAGUUGUAAGCUGCCUGCGAGUGAAAAAAGAUCUUUGGAAAUGUCUUCUUUGAGUGCACCAUCACCCAGCGGUGGGCCUAAAUCCAAUCUCACCAGCACUGCACAGUCACAUGGAGGCUUAGUCAGCUAAUCCAUUCUGAGGAAAAUAACACCCAGUUAGCCAGCAAGUCCAAAGAGGCUCCAACUCAGUGGACCAAUGGGAGAAUAACCUGACUUAUUUACAAUUUGUGGGGGUCAGCGUGACUUGGGGUUGUUUAAAAGCCUCCCUCAGUAACUCUUACACUGUUUGAAAUCACCGGUCUGUGAGUUUUUAGUGCAGCUCUAGAGAACAACAGCUGUAGUUUCAGCAUAUCAGCAGUAAAGUUAAC